Fonsecaea multimorphosa CBS 102226 is the source of this 2973-nucleotide messenger RNA. RefSeq lists its product as uncharacterized. Bases 1 to 2973 code for a protein of 990 amino acids. The record is from RefSeq and is a predicted model, not a curated record. The transcript has 2 exons. Lineage: Eukaryota; Fungi; Ascomycota; Eurotiomycetes; Chaetothyriales; Herpotrichiellaceae. Gene Ontology annotation, biological process: mRNA splicing, via spliceosome. Gene Ontology annotation, molecular function: RNA binding; ATP binding. Gene Ontology annotation, cellular component: spliceosomal complex; intracellular anatomical structure.
AUGGAGCGCAAUCACAGUCCCAAGAGGCGGAAACUCGCAGGAGGUUUCCAUUCUGCGCAACCCGAUCCGGGCGAUGAUCUGGGCCCGUCCCUCAAGCCUCAAUCCGCAUCUAAAGGUCGCUCACAAAGGCCGUCCGACAGAAACCAGAGGCUCUCGCCCCGUUCACGGCCACACCAACAGGAGUUUGAUGGCCCGGAGCCUUUCUUCAACGAUGAGGACACCGCAGCUAUGGACCGCGACUGGUACACCGGAGACGAGUUUGGCCACACCUUCGGCGAUGAGGCGCAUAACCCUUUCGGUGGAGCGGAUGCUACUUGGGCAGACAAGCAACGCGAGCAGGCGCUGUUGGACAAGAAAUUGGGCAAGAGGAUGACGGCCAAGGCGGCGCAGAAGCAAAAGGAGGUUGACGCUUGGGAAGCCAACCGCAUGCUCACAUCGGGAGUUGCGCAAAGGCGGGAUCAAUUUCAGGAUUUUGAUGACGACGAUGCUGUCAGAGUACAUCUAUUGGUGCAUGACCUCAGGCCUCCAUUUUUGGACGGGAAGACCGUUUUCACAAAACAACUCGAACCGGUGCCAGCAGUGCGUGACCCUCAGAGUGACAUGGCCGUCUUCAGUCGGAAGGGGAGCAAGGUCGUUCGAGAAAAGCGACAGCAAAAAGAGCGACAGAAACAGGCACAGGAAGCCACAAAUAUUGCAGGUACCGCUUUGGGCAAUAUAAUGGGCGUGAGAGAAGAUGAGGGGGACAGCGCUGCUGCGGCACCGGGCGAGGACAGCGGCAAGAGCAAAUUUUCGACCCAUCUCAAGAAGAGCACUGGGAGCUCUGCAUUCAGCAAAAGCAAGACAUUAAAGGAGCAAAGAGAAUAUCUGCCAGCGUUUGCUGUGAGAGAGGAGCUAAUGCGUGUCAUCCGAGACAACCAGGUCAUCAUCGUCGUUGGCCAAACAGGCUCGGGGAAAACGACACAACUGACUCAAUUCCUCCACGAAGAGGGUUACGGUAAUCAUGGCUUGAUAGGUUGUACACAACCUCGAAGAGUUGCUGCCAUGAGUGUCGCGAAGCGGGUUAGUGAGGAGAUGGAAGUCGAGUUGGGCGGGCUGGUGGGAUAUGCUAUUCGUUUCGAGGACUGCACAAGCGACGAGACGGUGAUCAAGUAUAUGACGGAUGGCGUACUGCUUAGAGAAUCCCUGACUCAACGAGAUCUAGACAAAUACUCAUGCAUCAUUAUGGACGAGGCUCACGAACGGGCUCUCAAUACCGAUGUCCUGAUGGGUCUGAUCAAAAAGGUUCUUGCACGACGCCGAGACUUGAAACUGAUUGUUACAUCUGCCACUAUGAACUCGGAGCGGUUCUCUCGCUUCUAUGGAGGAGCACCAGAAUUCAUCAUCCCUGGCCGCACGUUCCCAGUUGACAUUCAGUAUUCACGCUCACCGUGUGAAGAUUAUGUGGACAGUGCCGUCAAGCAAGUUCUCGCCAUUCAUGUCUCCCAGGGCGCCGGAGACAUUCUCGUCUUCAUGACAGGUCAAGAGGACAUCGAGGUAACUUGCGAGUUGAUUGAAGAGAGACUCCGCCUGCUAGUGAAUCCUCCGAAGCUCAUGGUGCUGCCAAUAUAUUCCCAAAUGCCAGCGGAUCUCCAGGCAAAGAUUUUCGAUCCUGCUCCGCCUGGUGUCCGUAAAGUCAUUGUUGCCACCAACAUCGCAGAGACCUCCCUGACAGUGGAUGGGAUCAUGUACGUUGUCGACGCUGGGUACUCCAAGUUGAAAGUUUACAACCCCAAGAUGGGAAUGGACACGUUGCAGAUCACCCCUAUCUCGCAAGCCAAUGCCUCUCAGCGAGCUGGACGCGCUGGCCGCACCGGACCUGGCAAAGCGUUUCAUCUGUACACUGAGCAGGCGUUCAAGAACGAGUUGUACAUUCAGACGAUUCCUGAGAUCCAAAGGACGAAUCUGGCAAAUACGGUGCUGCUUCUCAAAUCACUUGGUGUCAAAGACUUGUUGGACUUUGAUUUUAUGGACCCUCCGCCGCAAGACACAAUUACCACCUCACUCUUCGACCUCUGGGCCCUCGGGGCGUUGGACCACGUUGGCGACCUGACAACCAUCGGCCGCACGAUGACCGCCUUUCCGAUGGAUCCUUCGCUGGCGAAGAUGCUUAUCACAUCCUCUACCGAAUACGGCUGCAGUGAGGAGAUGCUCACGAUUGUAAGUAUGCUAUCUGUGCCGUCUGUGUUUUACAGACCGAAAGAGAGGCAAGAGGAGUCGGAUGCGGCGAGAGAAAAGUUCUUCGUGCACGAGUCAGAUCAUCUAACGCUUUUGCACGUGUAUACACAAUGGAAAAGUAACGGAUACAGUGACGGUUGGUGUGUUCGGCACUUCUUACAUCCCAAAGCACUGCGUCGUGCAAAAGAGAUUCGGGAGCAAUUGCACGACAUUAUGGUUGGCCAGCAGAAAAUGGAGCUCGUUUCGUGUGGGACAGACUGGGAUAUCAUACGGAAGUGCAUAUGCUCCGGAUACUAUCACCAAGCUGCCCGCCGGCGAGGAGUGGGAGAGUACCUCAACCUACGCACCAGCGUCACUGUCCAACUCCAUCCCACCUCGGCUCUUUACGGGCUUGGGGAUCCGCCGGAUUAUGUCGUCUACCACGAACUGAUCUUGACCAGCAAGGAGUACAUGAGUUGUGUUACUGCGGUGGAUCCACACUGGCUGGCAGACCUUGGUGGUGUCUUCUACAGCUUGAAGUCGAAGGAGUACAGCGCCAAGGAUAAGAGGAUCAUUGAAAGUGAGUUCAACCGCAAGAUGGAGAUCGAGAGACAAAUGGCCGAAGAUCGGGCGAAAGAGGAGAGAAGGCGCCAGGCAGAUGAAGAGAAAGAGCGCUUGUUGAUCGGAAGGGCCAAAAGUGGCGGCACCGUGGUUAAGAAGAUGGGCAGCAAUGGAGUGGUCAAGAAACCGAUAGUCCCAAGGAGGCGGAUGGGAUUUUGA